AUGGCCGGCUCCGUCCCGCCGCCGCUCGCCGUCCUGGGGCUCCUUACCCUCCUCGCCCCGCACGCCGCCCGGCCCACAGUCUUUCUUCCCGCGUCGGAAGCACACGAGCUUCUGGCCAGGUGGAGGCGAGCCGGCUCCUACCUCUUAGAAGAGCUCUUCGAGGGGCAUUUAGAGAAGGAGUGCUUGGAGGAGGUCUGCGUCUACGAGGAGGCGAGAGAAGUGUUUGAAGACGCCGAGUCCACCGAUGAAUUCUGGAAGACAUACAUGGGCGGCUCCCCAUGUGCCUCCCAGCCUUGCCUCAACAACGGGUCCUGCCAGAACAGCAUCCGCGGCUACACCUGCACCUGCGCGCCGGGCUAUGAGGGCCCCAACUGCGCCUUUGCUAAAAACGAAUGCCACCCUCUGAGGCUGGACGGGUGCCAACACUUCUGCUACCCGGGACCACAGUCCUACACGUGCAGCUGCGCGAGGGGCCACACGCUGGGCCAAGACCGCAGGUCCUGCCUCCCCCACGACACGUGUGCGUGCGGCACCCUCGACGCUGAGUGCUGCCCGAGGCCCCAGCGAAGCCAGCAGAACCUUCUGCCUUUCCCGUGGCAGGUAAAACUAACAGAUUCCGAAGGAGAAGACUUCUGCGGGGGUGUUCUAAUACUGGACAACUUUGUGCUGACAACAGCCGCAUGCUCACUACUGUGCACAAACGUUAGUGUGAAAACACGCUCCGGCUUCCAGGUGCCAGUGAAGGGCGUCCACGUGCACACGAGGUUCGAGGCGGACACCGGGCACAACGACGUGGCCCUGCUGCGCCUGGCGCGGCCCGUGCGCUGCCCCGACGCCGGGCGGCCCGUCUGCACCGCCGACGCGGACUUCGCCGAGCGCGUCCUCCUGCCGCAGCCGGGCGUCCUGGGCGGCUGGACCCUCCGCGGCCGCGAGAUGGUGCCCCUGCGGCUGCGCGUCACGCACGUGGAGCCCGCGGAGUGCGGCCGAGCCCUCAAUGCCACGGUGACCACGCGGACCAGCUGCGAGCGGGGCGCGGCGGCCGGCGCGGCGCGGUGGGUGGCGGGCGGCGCGGUGGCCCGCCAGCACCGGGGCGCCUGGUUCCUCACCGGCCUGCUGGGCGCCGCGCCCCCCGAGGGGCCCGGGCCGCUGCUGCUCAUCAAGGUCCCCAGAUACGCGCUCUGGCUGCGCCAAGUCACGCAGCAGCCGAGCCGUCCGAGAGACGACCGGGGUCAGGGGCGUGGCGGGGAACCGGUGCCGCGUGGGCGGUGGGCGUCGACAGCCCUUCCUCCGGGACCCCUCGUCUGA
This is a messenger RNA of Budorcas taxicolor (takin), 1305 nucleotides long. RefSeq names its product protein Z, vitamin K dependent plasma glycoprotein (gene PROZ). NCBI's taxonomy places the organism in Eukaryota, Metazoa, Chordata, Mammalia, Artiodactyla, Bovidae. Gene Ontology annotation, biological process: proteolysis; blood coagulation. Bases 1 to 1305 code for a protein of 434 amino acids. The record is from RefSeq and is a predicted model, not a curated record. The transcript is spliced from 8 exons. Gene Ontology annotation, molecular function: calcium ion binding; serine-type endopeptidase activity. Gene Ontology annotation, cellular component: extracellular region.